Trypanosoma cruzi is the source of this 1050-nucleotide messenger RNA. RefSeq lists its product as uncharacterized. NCBI's taxonomy places the organism in Eukaryota, Euglenozoa, Kinetoplastea, Trypanosomatida, Trypanosomatidae. The transcript has a single exon. The record is from RefSeq and is a predicted model, not a curated record. The coding region runs from base 1 to 1050 and encodes 349 amino acids.
AUGACGUAUUGUUAUGCUUCUGCUUUUUGUUGUUAUUGUUUAUCUUUCUAUUUUACAACUUCCCGUUCGCUUUUCCUCUUUUUCUCUCUCUCUCUCUGUUUCUGUGUGCAUGUAUAUGGUGAACAGGAGCGGGGGGUGAUGGGGAAUGCAUUUUUCCGCUGGGAAGCCUGUGAAGCGGACGCGGCGGUGGACACCCUCACAUUCCUUGCGGAGGACCCAAAUGCGCCUCGGUUUCGUCUCAAGCAUGCGGCUGUUGGUACGGCACUGGAUUCACAUUCAACCGGUUUUUGUUUUUACUCUCGAUAUGUCUUCUUGGAGGUAUUCACGGCGCUCCAGGUCCUUCUGGCCUUCUUCACCCUGUACUUAUUUAACUACAUGGGAACCAUACGCCAUUACUACGCCCCUCGAACUGUUUUAAAGGAAGAAGAAGGUUUUUUUUUUCCUCCAAAGGAAAAAGAAGUGCUUGUUCCGCACAAACGCGAAGCUUUGGCCGCUGUUUAUUUGGCCGUUGUCGUCAUUGGCUUAUGUUUUAUAUUGCUUGUUGCUGCGUACAUUUUAUUGACAAAUAGUGGUUGGUGGGCGUCGCUGGAGACGAAACGGUGGGAACACGACAAACAGGCCGCCGUCUCUUCUCAGCCGAGCCAUGGCGAAUUACAGCACCGUGUCAGGAGUAGUGGAUAUCAUCUUCGCCGCCUCGGUAUUCGAUGGAUCUCGUGGACACGGCCGUACUACGCCUUCCCACGUCGAUACCUUCCGGACUUUGACUAUCGACACGAACUUCAUGCGAAAUUUGGUGCUCCUUCCACCCGAGGUGAUCCAAAGAAGAUGUAUUUUGUUUUCCUGUCGCCAUUUGUGUUUAUGCUUACAGUCAUGGACAUCAUGACGGUCGACGAAAUGCGGGUUACCGAGAUGCGGGUGUCGCUUCUACAAGGAUUGUUACUUGCGUGUGGCCCUUUGUUUUUGUUUUAUGUGGCUUCGAUUUUAUUUAUGAGUAUGAUGAUGAGCCAGAGGAGUUGCUUUGGGGACACAAUGGGUGUAUUGUAUGCGUGA